GCCCCCCCGCGCAGAGGCUCAACACGUGCGGAGUGCCCGAGUCGUGUGGACUUCCGGUGCUGGAGAGACGACGCAGAGGCGCGCGGAGAGAUGAGGCCAGGUUUUAGCCCUCGUGGUGGAAGAGGCGGCUUUGGAGACCGAGGUGGGAGAGGUCGUGGUGGCUUUGGAGAUCGGGGAGGACGAGGAGGUUUCAGAGGUGGCAGAGGUGGUGGAUUCAGAUCACCAGGCGGUGAUGGAGGGUUUCGUGGUGGACGUGGCACUCCUCGAGGAGGAAGAGGUGGAGGAGGAAGAGGUAGAGGAGGAAGAGGUGGCUUUAGAGGGGGAAGUAAAGUAACAGUUGAGCCCCAUAGACAUGAAGGGGUGUUCAUCUGUCGUGGGAAAGAGGACGCUUUAGUUACCAAAAACUUAGUGGUUGGCGAGUCCGUAUAUGGAGAGAAAAGAAUAAACGUUGAGGAAGGAGAAACAAAAAUUGAAUACAGAGCCUGGAAUCCCUUCCGAUCCAAACUGGCAGCUGCCAUCCUUGGGGGAGUUGACCAGAUCCACAUUAAGCCUGGUGCGCGAGUGAUGUACCUUGGAGCGGCUUCUGGGACUACAGUGUCUCACGUCUCUGAUAUUGUGGGGCCUGAAGGUUUAGUGUAUGCAGUGGAAUUCUCUCACAGGUCUGGCAGAGACCUCCUUAAUGUAGCCAAGAAAAGAACCAACAUCAUCCCCAUCAUUGAAGACGCCAGACACCCACAUAAGUACAGAAUGCUUGUUGGAAUGGUCGAUGUAAUCUUUGCUGAUGUGGCCCAGCCAGAUCAAACUAGGAUUGUUGCUAUUAAUGCACACAAUUUCCUAAAGAACGGUGGCCAUUUUGUAAUUUCAAUUAAGGCAAACUGCAUUGAUUCCACUGCUGCUCCUGAGGCCGUCUUUGCAGCUGAGGUCAAGAAGAUGACGCAAGAAAAUAUGAAACCACAAGAGCAGCUCACACUUGAACCUUAUGAGCGAGACCACGCAGUUGUUGUUGGCAUCUAUCGGCCGCCACCCAAGCAAAAGAAGUGAUUUUUGACUGGACUUGGAGUAAUGGAAGGUGAAUUAAAAGCCCAGUCAUACAGCCGGUCCCACAUUAUUUUAUUUUCAUUUUUUUGUUUAUAUCUUUUUGGAGUUAUGAAUUUUUCCAUUCACCUGGUUUUCUGUAUGUAAACAGUUAAUAUUGUAAAUGUUCAAACAUUUUGUACUAUUUUUGUUUUUAAUAUUUGUUUAUAAACUCUUUAAAACUUCAAAUUUGAUUCAUUUUACCUUCUAGUAAAAAUUUUGUGCCAUCUUACUGUAGAAAAAGUUAAAAUACAAGUUUACGGUAUUUUAGGACAUAACAGUGUCACUUAGCAGAUGCGUGUUGUGAUUGCAGUGGGGUCUCGGUGACCACUGAAACUUUUAGAACAACUUCUGGAAAUCUUAGGAAAUGCCAGGGCACAGACAACUGCUGUUCUUGACCCGCUCAAAUAAAAGUCCAAGAUGGUGCUGGUAUUUAUCACACCAA
Polypterus senegalus (gray bichir) is the source of this 1519-nucleotide messenger RNA. RefSeq names its product fibrillarin (gene fbl). NCBI's taxonomy places the organism in Eukaryota, Metazoa, Chordata, Cladistia, Polypteriformes, Polypteridae. The transcript has 9 exons. Gene Ontology annotation, biological process: box C/D sno(s)RNA 3'-end processing; rRNA methylation. Gene Ontology annotation, cellular component: box C/D methylation guide snoRNP complex; Cajal body; nucleolus. The record is from RefSeq and is a predicted model, not a curated record. Gene Ontology annotation, molecular function: rRNA methyltransferase activity; histone H2AQ104 methyltransferase activity; RNA binding. Bases 91 to 1041 code for a protein of 316 amino acids.